AUGGACGACCUGGACGCCCUAUUGGCCGACCUGGAGACGACGACAUCGCACCUCGCCCGGCGGCCGGUGCUGCUGACGGACCCGCCGGGGGGCACCCCCAUCCACCCACCCUCCACCCCUGGUGGGGACCCCCCCGGCCACCCCCACCCCCCUACGGCCCGCACGGUGCAGAAGGCCCGGCCACCCCGGCCCCCGCCGGCCCCCCCUGGCCUGGGGGAGCUCGACCGGCUCCUCCGUGACCUCAACGCCACCCACAGCUCCAUCGCAGAUGAGAUCCUGGCCCAGUUCCCCCCCCUGAAAAGCCCCGAGGGGGUGAAGAGGAAGGAGGCGGCAGAUGAGGCUGAAGUCGGGAUGUCCCCCCCGCGCCCCCCUAUCAGCACCACCCCCCCAGAGCUCCCCCCUAACCCUCUCCCUGCCCCCCCAAAGCAGCUCGGGGACCCCCCCGAUGCCCCCACCUCGGCCACCUCGGCCACCCAGGAGCUGGACAAGCUGAUGGCCUCGCUCUCCGACUUCCACCUCCACCGCACCCCCCCCCCAAAAAAGGGGGUUCCUGAGGAAGGGAACCUGGACUCGAUGCUGGUGCUGCUGCAGUCAGACCUGAGCCGUCAGGGGAUCCCCACGGGGGCGAAGGGGGUUUGUGGGUCCUGCCAGAAGCCCAUCGCUGGGAAGGUGGUGAGGGCUUUGGGGUGCGCCUGGCACCCCGAGCACUUCGUCUGCGCCCGCUGCGGGGGGGAGCUGGGGGGCGGCAGCUUCUUCGAGAAGGACGGGGCGCCCUACUGCCCGCGGGACUACGGACGGCUCUUCUCCCCCCGCUGCGCCCGCUGCGCCCAGCCCAUCCUCGAUAAAAUGGUGACGGCGCUGGACAAGAAUUGGCACCCAGAGCACUUCUGCUGCGUCAAGUGUGGGCAGCCUUUCGGCGAGGAGGGCUUCCUGGAGAAGGAUGGCCAGCAGUACUGCCGCCAGGACUUUGCCGAGCUCUUCUCCAGCCGGUGCCGGGGCUGCGGGCGGCCCAUCCUGGAGGGCUACAUCGCCGCCCUCGAGGGGCUCUGGCACCCCGAGUGCUUUGUCUGCCGGGAGUGCUUCGCGCCCUUCGUGGGGGGCAGCUUCUUCGAGGAUGGUGGCCACCCCUACUGCGAGCGGCACUUCCACGCCCGGCGGGGCUCGCUGUGCCGGGGCUGUGGGGAACCCAUUGCCGGCCGGUGCGUCACCGCGAUGGCCCAACGCUUCCAUCCCGAGCACUUUGUCUGCGCCUUCUGCCUCCGGCCCCUCUCCAAGGGCACCUUCCAGGAGCAGGAGGGCAAGCCCUACUGCCAGCCAUGCUUCCUCCGCCUCUUCGGGUGAGGCCACCAUGGCCCCCCCCAGCCCCACCGAUGGUGCCCCAUGGUGUAGGGUGCCCCACAGAGGUCCAAUGGACACCCCACGACCACCACAGGAACAUCCCAUGGGUGCCCCGUUGCAUGGGAUACACCAUUGAGGUGGUCGUCAAGGUGCCCCAUGGUGCUUGGAGGCCUCAUGCAUGGGGAUCUGGCACCCUUGAGGUGCCCCAUGGUGUGGGGUGCCCCACAGAGGUCCAGUGGACACCCCACAACCACCACAAGAACAUUCCAUGCGUGAACCAUUGGAUGGGGUGCACCACUGGGGUGGUCAUGGAGGUGUCUUGGGGCACUUGGAGGCCUCAUGCACGGGACCCUUGAGGUGUGCAAGAGUGUAGGGUGCCCCACAGAGAUUGAAUGGGCACCCCAUGACCAUCCCAUGGGUGCCCCACUGGGAUGCUCCAUGGAGGUGGUCAUGGAGGUGCCCCCAUGGUGCCUGGGAGCCUCACAUGGGGGUCCAUCACCCCUGAGCUGCCCUGUGGUGUGGGGCGCCUGAUAAAUACCCCAUGGGGGUCCCAUGGGUGCUCCACGGUGCGGUGUGACCCACAGAUCCGUCCAUGGACUUGCCCCGUGCCAUGGGGUGACCAUGGAUCUGGCCCAGGACUUGCUCCACAGCAUGGGGUGGUCUCUGUGCAUGGUGCAGGACUGGAAGCACUGGGGGGCGCUGAUGGU
Messenger RNA from Gymnogyps californianus (California condor), 2045 nucleotides. It is a transcript of the gene TGFB1I1, whose product is annotated as transforming growth factor beta 1 induced transcript 1. Lineage: Eukaryota; Metazoa; Chordata; Aves; Accipitriformes; Cathartidae. The record is from RefSeq and is a predicted model, not a curated record.